CACCGCGGCCUCGCAACCCCGUCGCCCGCCGCAGAGAUGAGUGCAGCCCCGCUGCGGCGGCCGCUGCACAUCCUCCUCGACCUCAGCGGCACGCUGCACAUCGGCGACACGCCCACGCCGGGCGCCGUGGCGGCGCUGGGCCGCCUGCGCGCCUGGCUCGCCGGCGGCUCGCAGCAGCAGGGCGGCAGCAGCGCGACACCAGCGCGCGGCUCGCUGCGCUUCUGCAGCAACACGACCAAGGCCAGUCCGGCCAAGCUGCGCCAGACGCUGCUGGCCGCCGGCUUUGCGCCGCACGACGUGCCCGAGGCGGCGCUGUACACGAGCCUCAGCGCCGCGGCGCGUGCGCUGGCGCAGCUGCGGCAGCCGGCGCUGCUGCUCCUCUCGCCGUCGGCCAUGGAGGUGGUGCACGACGAGCCCGGCACCGAGCACUUCCGGCCCAGUCCCAAGCGCCUGCCGGCGGAGCUCGACGCACAGGAGCGCCGCCGCCUGGAGGCCUGCACGGCCGUCGUCGUCGGCCUGGCGCCGGAGCUCAUGCGCGCAGAGUGGCUCGACGAGGCCUUCCGCGUGCUCAGCGGCGAGUAUGCCAGGCCGGGCGAGCCGAGCGUGGAGCGGCGCAUCAUCGCGACGCACAGAGCCAACUACUUCCGGCCAGCGCCCGACGCGCCGCUCUCAAUGGGCCCUGGGCCGUUCAUCACGGCGCUCGAGACGGCCGCGCGCAUCGACGCAAAGCGCACGCAGGUCUGCGGCAAGCCCACGGCCGAGUUCUUCCAGGGCUGUCUGCGCGAGAUGCGCGGCGCCGAGCCGCUCGAGGGCGAGCGCAACAUCGUAAUCGGCGACGACGUGGAUGCGGAUCUCGGCGACGGCGCCGUGGCGUUGGGCCUGGAGCGCGUGCUCGUCAAGACGGGCAAGUACCGCGACGGCGACGAGAAGCGCGGCGCAAAGCCGCCAGACGCGCUGCACGACAGCUUCGCUGCCUGGGUCGACAGCCUGCUCAGCCAGGAGAGCGGGCAAUGAGAGUCGUAUUUUCCGCAGAGAGAUGGCGCACGGCAGGGGUAUGAGAAGGCAAGUGAGGGUGG
Molecule: messenger RNA, 1076 nt
Organism: Tilletiopsis washingtonensis
Lineage: Eukaryota; Fungi; Basidiomycota; Exobasidiomycetes; Entylomatales
Exons: 2
Coding region: 37-1014 (325 amino acids)
Molecular function (GO): phosphatase activity
Source: RefSeq, a predicted model, not a curated record